AUGGCGGCAGAGAUGGAGGAGAAGGGGUUCGAGCACAUGGGGCUGGACGGGCGGCUGCUGAGGCGGUCGCCGGGGUUCCGGGAGGGGUGGGCCCUGCUCUGCCACAUGCCCAAGAUCUACCAGGCCCUACUGGUGUCGGCCACCCUGAACCCCGAGCUGGAGGCGCUGCAGGAGCUGGUGCUGCACAACCCCGUGCAGGUGGUGCCCCCCGAGCCCCGGCUGCCCGGCCGUUCCCAGCUGCAGCAGUUCCAGCUGCGCUGUGGCUCCGAGGAGGACAAGUUCCUGCUGCUGGCGGCGCUGCUGAAGCUGCGGCUGCUGCGGGGCCGCGCGCUGCUCUUCGUGGGCAGCCUGGCCCGGGCCUUCCGCCUCAAGCUCUUCCUGGAGCAGUUCGGGAUCGCCGCCUGCGCGCUCAACCCGCAGCUGCCCGCGCGCUCCCGGUGCCACGUCAUCGCCCAGUUUAACCGGGGUCUCUACGAUUACAUCGUGGCCACCGACGAGGAGGGGCCGAAGGGGGACAAGAAGGGUGACGGGAAGGGACAGCCCCCCCAGUGUCCCCAGGACCCCGAGUUCGGUGUCUCUCGUGGCAUCGAUUUCCAGAACGUCGCCGCCGUCAUCAACUUCGAUGUCCCCAGCUCCGUGGAGACCUACAUCCACCGCGUGGGCAGGACGGCGCGCGGGGACAGCCCUGGCACGGCGCUGACGCUGGCACUGCCCGACGAGCUGGAGGGGCUGCGGCGCAUCGAGGACACGCUGGCAGCAGAGAACGGGCAGUCCAUGCUGCAGCCCUACGAGUUCCGCAUGGAGGAGAUCGAGACGCUGCGGUACCGCUGCAGGGACGCCAUGCGUGCUGUCACCAAGCAGGCCGUGCGCGAGGCGCGGCUGCGGGAGCUGCGCCAGGAGCUGCUCAACUGCGAGAAGCUCAAGGUGUAUUUUGAGGACAAUCCCCGGGACCUGCAGGCGCUGAGGCACGACCGGCCCCUGCACCCGGCCAGCGUGCAGCCACACCUGGGCCACGUGCCCGACUACCUGGUGCCCCCCAGUCUCCGCGGCAUCGCCGACCCCAACCCCAAAAAGAGGAAAUGUCCCCGAGGGGCCGGGCCCCGGCGGGGGGGCAGCAAGCCCCGCUCCGGGAAUCCCCUGCAGAGCUUCAGGUUCACCCGGCGAGGGAACAAACGGGGGGCAGCGGGCACCCCCUGAGCCUGGCACGGCUGGGGGCACCCCUGUGCCACCUGGGGACCCACCUGUGCCAUGCCGUGCCCCGCCAGGGCUUGGUGACAAUAAAGGUGCCCCGGAGCCUC
Passer montanus (Eurasian tree sparrow) is the source of this 1298-nucleotide messenger RNA. RefSeq names its product DEAD-box helicase 56 (gene DDX56). Gene Ontology annotation, cellular component: nucleolus. The record is from RefSeq and is a predicted model, not a curated record. Lineage: Eukaryota; Metazoa; Chordata; Aves; Passeriformes; Passeridae. The transcript is spliced from 12 exons. Bases 1 to 1197 code for a protein of 398 amino acids.